CACCUCUCCAGUCCCCACAUCUCGAAAGGGUUUAGAAGCUUCCAGACCCCACCGGCGAAUCGGCGAUGAGUUCCACCGGAAGCGGCGGCCGUGGGAAGGCGAAGUCGACGAAGGUGGUGUCGCGCUCGGCCAAGGCCGGCCUCCAGUUCCCCGUCGGCCGUAUCGCGCGGUACCUCAAGGCCGGCAAGUACGCGGAGCGCGUCGGCGCCGGCGCCCCCGUGUACCUCUCCGCCGUUCUCGAGUACCUCGCCGCCGAGGUGCUGGAGCUGGCGGGGAACGCGGCGCGCGACAACAAGAAGAACCGGAUCGUGCCGCGCCACAUCCAGCUGGCGGUGCGCAAUGACGAGGAGCUGAGCAAGCUGCUGGGAACCGUCACGAUCGCCAACGGCGGCGUGCUGCCCAAGAUCCACCAGGUUCUGCUGCCCAAAAAGGCUGGCGCUAAGGGGGACAUCGGCUCGGCCUCGCAGGAGUUCUGAGCAUCGGAAGAAAUCGAAGAGGGGGCCGUCCUGAGAUGAUGUUUCUUUUGGAAUCGUGGUGUGCGUUUGUUGUUUGGGAUGUAAAAGUUUUUCGCGGUUUGGUCUGUUCUUGACGAAUGAAUGGACCGAUUGAAUUGGCUGAAGGUGUCUUUUGAGGUUGAUUACUUGAUCGAUUUGGUUCGUCAUAAAAAA
Molecule: messenger RNA, 668 nt
Organism: Brachypodium distachyon (stiff brome)
Lineage: Eukaryota; Viridiplantae; Streptophyta; Magnoliopsida; Poales; Poaceae
Product: probable histone H2AXa
Exons: 2
Coding region: 66-476 (136 amino acids)
Cellular component (GO): nucleosome
Molecular function (GO): structural constituent of chromatin; protein heterodimerization activity; DNA binding
Source: RefSeq, a predicted model, not a curated record